UUCCCGUGAGACGUCAUUUCGCUGCGGCUCUCUGCUACAUGAACUGCUACAUGAACCAGGAAGAGAAGUUCGUUUAAUUCAUCUCGAUCAGUUUUAUUAUGCUUACAUUUGGCUUAACAGUCGUUCGACAUGGUGAAACACAGUACAACAAGGAUAAACUGCUGCAAGGUCAGGGUGUUGACACUCCACUGUCAGAAGUGGGAUUGCGUCAGGCAGAAGCAGCAGGCCAUUACCUCCGAGACCUUCACUUCACCAACGUUUUUGUCAGCAAUUUGCAGAGAGCAACACAGACGGCUGAGAUCAUUCUGAGGAGCAAUCGCCACUCCUCUAACGUUGAGAUGGUGUUGGAUCCUUUACUCAGAGAGAGGGGCUUCGGGGUGGCUGAGGGACGGCACAAAGAGGACCUGAAGAACAUGGCCAAUGCAGCUGGACAGUCCUGCAGGGACUUCACACCACCAGGGGGCGAGACGCUCGAGCAGGUGAAGGCACGCUUCCAGAAAUUUCUGAAGUCCAUGUUCCAGCGCAUGCUGGAUGACCAUGGUUGUGACUGUCCAAGCGUGAGUUUUGCUCGCGGCCCGAGCCAUGCAGGACCGCCUUCACCUGUGGUUGCUGGCGAGGCCAGCGAUGGAGUCAUCAGUGUCCCCGCUCACGCCCUGGUGGUGAGCCAUGGCGCCUUUAUCCGAGUAGCGGUGCGCCACCUGGUGGAGGACCUGAGUUGCGGCCUGCCUGCGGGGCUUAAACUGAACCAGGUGUUCUCGGCCUGCCCCAACACAGGCAUCUGCAGGUUCAUCAUUGCCUUGCGCAAGGACGAGAGUGUCCUGCAGCCCACAACCAUCCACUGCGUCUUCAUCAACAGGAAAGAUCACCUGGCGAGCAUCAAAGACUCUCACUAGAGGCUCAGUACAGCUCUCAGCUCCCUGAAAGCAAAUAUAGCAGCUACCAAUUUACCCUUGUUUCAGACUCUUAAGGGUAUGACUUCUCCAGCUAACUACAGUCUAUAUCGUUUAACAAUGGUUUUCAUUAUACAUGGCCAUGCAAGGAGAAACACGGUUUGUGUCUCAUUGCAUAUGUAUUUAUAUGUUAUUAUUUGUCCUGACACUGCUAUGGUCCAAACUGUUGAUGAAAAAUUUUAGCCUUGCAGUGUAGGAUCAGAAAAAUGGUAUUCUAGUGCAGCACUAUUUAAUUACCUCACCUGCAUGAUGACUGAAAAUAACAAGUUUUGGUUUCAGAUUCUCUUGGAGCAGCAGGACGCACUUUAUAUACAUUUCAUAUGUCCUUCCUUGGGAAACACUCGAUGUGUUAAAGUUUCUAAUUCCAUAUGGAAUAAAGCGAGUGAUGAACACUUGACUGCAAAUAA
Electrophorus electricus (electric eel) is the source of this 1357-nucleotide messenger RNA. It is a transcript of the gene tigarb, whose product is annotated as TP53 induced glycolysis regulatory phosphatase b. Gene Ontology annotation, cellular component: cytosol. Gene Ontology annotation, biological process: regulation of pentose-phosphate shunt; negative regulation of glycolytic process. The record is from RefSeq and is a predicted model, not a curated record. Gene Ontology annotation, molecular function: fructose-2,6-bisphosphate 2-phosphatase activity. NCBI's taxonomy places the organism in Eukaryota, Metazoa, Chordata, Actinopteri, Gymnotiformes, Gymnotidae.